AUGGCAGCGGUUGUUGUGGAUGCUGGCAGCGGCUUUUGCAAAGCGGGGUUUUCCGGCGAGGAUGCUCCGCGCGCUGUUUUCCCAUCCGUGGUGGGCCGAUUGCGCCAUCACGUGGUGAUGGUGGGUGUGGAUUUUAAGGAUCGACAUGUGGGUGAUGAUGCCCUAGCAAAGCGAGGCAUGCUGCAUGUGAAGCAUCCCAUAGAUCGUGGCGUCGUUGUAAGCUGGGAGGAUAUGGAGGAUAUUUGGUCCCACAUCUUCUACAACGAGUUGGAGGUGUCCCCAGAGGACUACCCCGUCCUGGUAGCAGAGCCCCCCAUGAACCCCAAGGCCAACCGCGAAGGGAUGACCCGCAUCCUCUUCGAGAACUUCCACGUCCCCGCGGUGCACAUUGCUGUUCAGGCCGUGCUGUCGCUGUACAGUGCAGGGAGGACCACAGGGUUGGUGGUGGAAUCUGGCCAUGGCAUCACGUCUGCGGUGCCUGUUUGCGAAGGAUAUUUGUUGCCUCACGCGGCUUUGUCCUCAUCUGUAGCUGGCCGCGACCUCUCCGAGUUUUUCGAGCAGCUGCUGUGCGAGAGGGGCUUCUACUUCAACUCAAGCCACGAGCGCGACAUUUUACAGGACAUGAAAGAGAAGUUGUGCUGGGUUGCCCUGGACUUUGAAGCUGCCUCCCAGGAUGGCUACAAGGAGGUCCGCUAUGAGAUGCCGGGUGGGUCCUUGGCCUCUAUCGGCUGCGCUUCCUUUCGAUGUCCUGAGUUGCUGUUUCAGCCUGGGCUGGCCAGCCUCGGGGCACGUGGCCUCCCCGAGCUCACCUUGCAUUCGAAAUGCAAUACGGAGGUGCAAGGAGAGCUCUUCUCCAACAUCGUCCUGGCCGGUGGCUCCACGCUUUUCCCAGGCCUUCCCGAGCGCCUCGCGAAGGAGUUGAACUCCUUGUCUCCGCCGGAUGCGACCGUCAAAGUCGUGGCACCGGCCCAGCGACAGCAUGGAGCCUGGCUGGGGGGCGCCACCAUCUCUUCCGUCUCUGCCUUCCAGCAGAUGUGGCUCACCGGCGAGGAGUAUGAUGACAGCGGUCCAGGAGCCAUCCAUGAAAGGUGCACGUACCAAAUUCAAUGA
Messenger RNA from Symbiodinium pilosum, 1110 nucleotides. Lineage: Eukaryota; Dinophyceae; Suessiales; Symbiodiniaceae. The record is from the annotation of a GenBank genome assembly.